UUAGUCGGACUCGUCCUCACGUGCGCUCAUCCCGAGCGUCUGGACCUUUCUCUCCGGCCGGCAGCUGCACAGGAAGACAGGCGGGCGGCCAUGCGGUGGCUGCCAUUGUUGCUGCUCGCCCAGGUGGCGAGCGGCCAGAGGCGGCGCGUGGGAGCCGGCAUCAACGCGCUGGCGCCGCUGGACGAGACGGCGGGCGCCGCCGGUGGCGACCACGACCACCACCACCACCACCACACGCACGUCUCCAGGCUCGACGUCGUCUGCGACGCCACCUCCAUGACCGUCACGCUCGACUUCGACGGUCCCUUCAACGGCGUCGUCUACAGCAAGGGCCACUUCAGCGACUCACGCUGCAGAUACGUGAAAGCUGGGAGUAACAAAUCUUCCUUCAAGUUCAACAUUCCAGUCAAAGGCUGUGGAACGGUUCCUUCAGGAGGAUUCGGCAAAACAGUCGACAAUAUCAUCGUCAUCCAGACGGAAGAUGACGUGCAGGAGGCGUGGGACGUCGCGCGCAAGGUGUCGUGCGCCACGGCGAGCCUGCAGGAGAAGACGGUGCUCUUCCGGCCGUUCGUCGUCGACAUGCUCGAGGUGGUCUCCGUGCCGGUGACCACGGGCACCGUCGACUGCUGGAUGGACAUCCGCCGCGGCUACUUCCCCAACACGUCUCCGCUCGGGGAGAUAAUCAAGAUUGGGGAGCCGCUGACGGUGCUGGUGUACAUCAAGGACAGCGAGCGCCGCUACGACGUGCGCGUGCGCGACUGCUGGGCGUACGACAGCGAAGACUACGGGGCGACCGACACGCAGAAGCUGCAGCUCACCGGGCCCGACGGCUGCCCAAAGAAACGAAAGCUGAUCGGCUACUGGCAGACAACAACGGAUGUCGGAAAGACGGAUGCGAGUAUAAUUGCUUACAACAACAUUUCGGCUUUCAAGUUUCCUGACAGAAUGCAAGUCUACCUAACUUGUAACAUAGAGAUAUGCUCCGGACAAUGCACUGGGAAGUGUCAAGAAACCCAGGUAACAACUGUACAAACAGAGUUACCACCAAAUUGCUACCCUGGUGCCACUGAUCCUCGAUGCCCCAUCCCAACUACCCAGCCAAUUCCAACGACACCAUUACGAUGUUAUCCAGGUUCACUAGACCCUAGAUGCCCUCAAACACCUACAACCACAACUCAAAGACCUCAAUGCUACCCAGGAUCUACAGACCCUAGAUGUCCACAAUUCACUACUACCACUACUACCCCCUACCCAAGAUGUUUCCCAGGAUCUACAGACCCCAGAUGUCCUAAACAAACAACUACAAUUUCAACACAACCUCCUUUGCGCUGCUUUCCGGGAUCUCUAGAUCCCAGGUGCCCAAAAACAACAACAUUUGAACCACAAACCACCACAGCCAAACUUGUUUGCUAUCCAGGCUCUACUGAUCCAAGAUGUCCAAGAACAACUACUCAGCCACCUACAAGACAACCAUCGUGUUACCCAGGAUCACUAGAUCCUCGAUGCCCAGCAACAAUCACCCCACCAGCGCGAUGUUACCCGGGAUCUACAGAUCCAAGAUGUCCAAGGCCUACUACUACAACUUCAACACAACCCCCUCCACGCUGCUAUCCUGGAUCUCUUGAUCCCAGGUGUCCACAAACAACUACAUUUGCACCACCAACUACCACUCGCAAACCAGUUUGCUAUCCAGGAUCAACUGAUCCAAGAUGUCCGAGAACAACCACUACUUACCGACCAACUACUACUACAGAAAGGCCGCUUGUUUGCUAUCCUGGUUCUACAGAUCCCCGAUGCCCCAAACCUCCAACCACUCCUAGGUGCUAUCCAGGCUCUACAGACCCACGCUGCCCACCACCACAAACAACACCAGCAAUUCCCGUCUGUUAUCAAGGGUCAACAGAUCCACGUUGUCCUCAGACAACCUUAAUACCCAGAACAAGUACUCCAGGUAGCACAUACCUACCACCUACGACAACUGAGAGGCCGCUAGUCUGCUAUCCAGGCUCAACUGACCCAAGAUGUCCAAGACCAACCACUCAACCACCUACUAGGCCACCAUCUUGCUACCCAGGAUCACUAGAUCCUCGGUGCCCAACAACCACAACACCAGCAAGGUGUUACCCAGGCUCUACAGAUCCGAGAUGCCCUAGACCCACCACUACAACUUCAACACAACCCCCUCCACGCUGCUAUCCUGGAUCUCUUGACCCCAGGUGCCCAAAAACCACUGCAAUUGUUCCAUCCACAACAACUGCUAGACCUCAAUGCUAUCCAGGCUCAACCGAUCCAAGGUGCCCCAAACCAACCACCACAUAUCAACCGCCUACUACUACAGAACGCCCAUUUGUUUGUUAUCCUGGUUCUACAGAUCUCCGUUGUCCAAGACCAACUACAACUACAACUCCACCCCCACAAUGCUACCCAGGAUCUACAGAUCCCAGAUGUCCUAAAACAACUACCACCACACCUGCACCAAGAUGUUUUCCAGGAUCUACGGACCCAAGAUGUCCUAAACCAAUCACUACCACAACCACAACUCCAUUACGCUGUUAUCCAGGCUCUCUAGAUCCUCGGUGUCCGCAGACUACAACAUAUGCACCACCUACCACUACUCCAAGACUUGUUUGUUAUCCUGGUUCAACUGACCCUAGGUGUCCCAGACCUACCACCACAUACCGACCACCUACUACAACAGAGCGACCACUGGUUUGUUAUCCUGGUUCAACUGAUCCUCGUUGCCCAAAACCUCCCACAACACCAAGGUGCUUCCCAGGUUCGACUGAUCCAAGAUGUCCACCACCGUAUACAACACCAAGCACACCUGUGUGUUACCCAGGAUCACCAGAUCCACGCUGUCCACAAACGACCACGAGACCUAGAACAAGUACUCCAGGUAGCACAUACCUCCCACCACCUACAACUAUUAAGCCUCCAGUCUGCUACCCAGGCUCAACUGAUCCAAGAUGUCCAAGAACAACUACUCAGCCACCUACAAGACAACCAUCAUGUUACCCAGGAUCACCAGAUCCCCGAUGCCCUGUAACUACCACCCCACCAGCUAGAUGUUACCCAGGAUCUACAGAUCCCAGAUGUCCAAGGCCUACUACUACAACUUCAACACAACCCCCUCCACGCUGCUAUCCUGGAUCUCUUGAUCCCAGGUGCCCACAAACAACUACAUUUGCACCACCUACCACUACUCGCAAACCAGCUUGCUAUCCGGGAUCAACUGAUCCAAGGUGCCCAAGAACAACGACUACUUACCGACCAACUACAACUAAAACUGAAAGGCCACUUGUUUGCUAUCCGGGUUCUACAGAUCCCCGAUGUCCCAAACCUCCAACCACUCCUAGGUGCUAUCCAGGCUCUACAGACCCACGCUGCCCACCACCACAAACAACACCAGCACCUCCUGUCUGUUAUCCGGGUUCAACAGAUCCACGCUGUCCACAGACAACUUUGAUACCCAGAACAAGUACUCCAGGUAGUACAUACCUCCCACCACCUACAACUAUUAAGCCUCCAGUCUGCUACCCAGGCUCAACUGACCCAAGAUGUCCAAGACCAACCACUCAACCACCUACUAGGCAACCAUCUUGCUACCCAGGAUCACUAGAUCCUCGGUGCCCAACAACAACCACACCACCAGCACGGUGUUACCCAGGCUCUACAGAUCCGAGGUGCCCUAGACCCACCACUACAACUCCAACACAACCCCCUCCACGCUGCUAUCCUGGUUCUCUUGACCCCAGGUGCCCAAAAACCACUGCAUUUGUACCAUCCACAACAACUGCUAGACCUCAAUGCUAUCCAGGCUCAACCGAUCCAAGGUGCCCCAAACCAACCACCACAUAUCGACCACCUACUACUACAGAGCGCCCCCGUGUUUGUUAUCCUGGCUCAACAGAUCCUCGCUGUCCACAACCUACCACAAGGCCUUCUACCCCAGGUAGCACUUACCUACCACCAAUUACAACAACUGUGCGACAACCUACCUGUUACCCAGGUUCUCUAGAUCCCCGUUGCCAAAGACCAACUACAACCUCGACUCCACCCCCACGAUGCUACCCAGGAUCUACAGAUCCCAGAUGUCCUAAAACAACUACCACCACUCCUGCUCCAAGAUGUUUCCCAGGAUCUACGGACCCAAGAUGUCCUAAACCAAUCACUACCACAACCCCAACAACUACCUUACGCUGUUACCCAGGCUCUCUAGAUCCUCGGUGUCCACAGACUACAACAUAUGCACCACCUACCACUACUCCAAGACUUGUUUGUUAUCCUGGUUCAACUGACCCUAGGUGUCCCAGACCUACCACUACAUACCGACCACCUACUACAACAGAGCGCCCACUUGUAUGUUAUCCUGGUUCAACUGAUCCUCGUUGUCCAAAACCUCCCACAACACCAAGGUGCUUCCCAGGUUCGACUGAUCCAAGAUGUCCACCACCGUAUACAACACCAAGCACACCUGUGUGUUACCCAGGAUCACCAGAUCCACGCUGUCCACAAACGACCACGAGACCUAGAACAAGUACUCCAGGUAGCACAUACCUCCCACCACCUACAACUAUUAAGCCUCCAGUCUGCUACCCAGGCUCAACUGAUCCAAGAUGUCCAAGAACAACUACUCAGCCACCUACAAGACAACCAUCUUGUUACCCUGGAUCACCAGAUCCCAGAUGCCCAGCAACAACCACCCCACCAGCUAGAUGUUACCCAGGAUCUACAGAUCCCAGAUGUCCAAGGCCUACUACUACAACUUCAACACAACCCCCUCCACGCUGCUAUCCUGGAUCUCUUGAUCCCAGGUGCCCACAAACAACUACAUUUGCACCACCUACCACCACUCGCAAACCAGUUUGCUAUCCGGGAUCAACUGAUCCAAGGUGCCCAAGGACAACGACUACUUACCGACCAACUACAACUACUACUGAAAGGCCACUUGUUUGCUAUCCGGGUUCUACAGAUCCCCGAUGUCCCAAACCUCCAACCACUCCUAGGUGCUAUCCAGGCUCUACAGACCCACGCUGCCCACCACCACAAACAACACCAGCACCUCCUGUCUGUUAUCCGGGUUCAACAGAUCCACGCUGUCCACAGACAACUUUGAUACCCAGAACAAGUACUCCAGGUAGUACAUACCUCCCACCACCUACAACUAUUAAGCCUCCAGUCUGCUACCCAGGCUCAACUGACCCAAGAUGUCCAAGACCAACCACUCAACCACCAACUAGGCAACCAUCUUGCUACCCAGGAUCACUAGAUCCUCGGUGCCCAACAACAACCACACCACCAGCACGGUGUUACCCAGGCUCUACAGAUCCGAGGUGCCCUAGACCCACCACUACAACUUCAACACAACCCCCUCCACGCUGCUAUCCUGGUUCUCUUGACCCCAGGUGCCCAAAAACCACUGCAUUUGUACCAUCCACAACAACUGCUAGACCUCAAUGCUAUCCAGGCUCAACCGAUCCAAGGUGCCCCAAACCAACCACCACAUAUCGACCACCUACUACUACAGAGCGCCCCCGUGUUUGUUAUCCUGGCUCAACAGAUCCUCGCUGUCCACAACCUACCACAAGGCCUUCUACCCCAGGUAGCACUUACCUACCACCAAUUACAACAACUGUGCGACAACCUACCUGUUACCCAGGUUCUCUAGAUCCCCGUUGCCAAAGACCAACUACAACCUCGACUCCACCUCCACGAUGCUACCCAGGAUCUACAGAUCCCAGAUGUCCUAAAACAACUACCACCACUCCUGCUCCAAGAUGUUUCCCAGGAUCUACGGACCCAAGAUGUCCUAAACCAAUCACUACCACAACCCCAACAACUACCUUACGCUGUUACCCAGGCUCUCUAGAUCCUCGGUGUCCACAGACUACAACAUAUGCACCACCUACCACUACUCCAAGACUUGUUUGUUAUCCUGGUUCAACUGACCCUAGGUGUCCCAGACCUACCACUACAUACCGACCACCUACUACAACAGAGCGCCCACUUGUAUGUUAUCCUGGUUCAACUGAUCCUCGUUGUCCAAAACCUCCCACAACACCAAGGUGCUUCCCAGGUUCGACUGAUCCAAGAUGUCCACCACCUUAUACAACACCAAGCACACCUGUAUGUUACCCAGGAUCACCAGAUCCACGCUGUCCACAAACGACCACGAGACCUAGAACAAGUACUCCAGGAAGCACAUAUCUCCCACCACCUACAACUAUUAAACCUCCAGUCUGCUACCCAGGCUCAACUGAUCCAAGAUGUCCAAGAACAACUACUCAGCCACCUACAAGACAACCAUCUUGUUACCCUGGAUCACCAGAUCCCAGAUGCCCAGCAACAACCACCCCACCAGCUAGAUGUUACCCAGGAUCUACAGAUCCCAGAUGUCCAAGGCCUACUACUACUACUUCAACACAACCCCCUCCACGCUGCUAUCCUGGAUCUCUUGAUCCCAGGUGCCCACAAACAACUACAUUUGCACCACCAACCACCACUCGCAAACCAGUUUGCUAUCCAGGAUCGACUGAUCCGAGGUGUCCAAGAACAACCACUACUUACCGACCAACUACUACUACUGAAAAGCCACUUGUUUGUUAUCCUGGUUCUACAGAUCCCCAUUGUCCAAAACCUCCUACAACACCAAGAUGUUUUCCUGGCUCAACAGAUCCCCGGUGUCCACCACCUACCACAAGGCCAACUACUCCAGGUAGCAGUUAUCUACCACCAGUUACCACAACUGCACGACAACCCAUCUGUUAUCCAGGUUCUCUAGAUCCUCGUUGUCCAAGACCAACUACAACUUCAACUCCACCCCCACGAUGCUACCCUGGAUCUACAGAUCCCAGAUGUCCUAAAACAACAACUACCACCCCUGCACCAAGAUGUUUCCCAGGAUCUACAGAUCCAAGAUGUCCUAAACCAAUCACUACCACAACCAUAACUCCAUUACGCUGUUUCCCUGGAUCUUUAGAUCCUCGCUGUCCACAGACUACAACAUAUGCACCACCUACCACUACUCCAAGACUUGUUUGUUAUCCUGGUUCAACUGAUCCUCGUUGUCCAAAACCUCCCACAACACCAAGGUGCUUCCCAGGUUCAACUGAUCCAAGAUGUCCACCACUGUAUACAACACCAAGCACACCUGUGUGUUACCCAGGAUCACCAGAUCCACACUGUCCACAAACGACCACGAGACCUAGAACAAGUACUCCAGGAAGCACAUAUCUCCCACCACCUACAACUAUUAAACCUCCAGUCUGCUACCCAGGCUCAACUGAUCCAAGAUGUCCAAGAACAACUACCCAGCCGCCUACGAGACAGCCAUCAUGUUACCCAGGUUCACUGGACCCUCGAUGCCCUAGGCCAACAACAACCACAACAAGAACCACUAGUCUUCAGUGCUACCCUGGCUCCUCUGAUCCUAGGUGUCCACAAACUUCUACUCCUUACCCCAUCCCCACAACAACUGUUAGACUAGUAUGUUAUCCUGGAUCCACCGACCCAAGAUGUCCUAGGCCUACAACUACUACAUUUUCGCCACCUCAAUGCUAUCCUGGCUCUCCAGAUCCACGAUGCCCACAAACCACUACCGAACGUGCUCCAAUAUGUUAUCCAGGUUCACCUGAUCCGCGGUGUCCUAAAAUACCAUCAAUACCUACAACUAUAGCACCACCUACAUUUACAACACCAUUCUACUGUCCAUGUCUUACAGAACAUCCUCCAGAAUGUUUUCCAGGUAGUCUUGAUCCAAGGUGUCCAACGACAACUAAGAAACCUAUUUUACCUCCAAUAUGUUUUCCAGGUUCAAAUGAUCCUAGAUGCCAAACUUCCCCUCCGUACACAACCUCAUCACCACUAUGCUUCCCUGGGUCCCCAGAUCCAAGAUGCUCAACAGUACCUCGGACAUCAACUCCUGGUCCAAGUUAUUUACCACCUGUUGUCUCAACCACAGUUGGAGUAAAGCCAGAGGUACCAUCUGGCUGCUAUCCAGGGUCCCCAGACAAGAAUUGUGCAGCUGACAGCACAAUAAAUAUUGAAACAGAUGUGAAACCCCCUAAAUGUUUCCCUGGAACAGAUGAUGCAGACUGUUUUGAUGGAGAAGAUGGUUCUGCUAUAUUUCCUAUAAUAAGGACCACAACAAGGAAAUCUGUACCAGUAGUUUCCAAGGAUGACUUUCAUGGAAAGGAUCAAGAUCCUAGAUACCAUGCAUUCCAUUCAUGGCUGUUUGAACCUCAAAAAAUUGGCCGCAGGCGUAAAAUUAUUCAUCGCAGCAUUGAUGAAGAAAACAUUUCUCAAACACAUCAUGUGAACAAACGGGAAGUUGAGCAGCAAGUUGUUGCCAUAACAAUCGGAGUACGUGGGCUUAUGGUUGGCACUGAAAAUGAUCUUCGGUCACAUUCACUAGUUAAACGAGAUCUUCAAUAUGAUGUCCAUCCUCAACAAGUUCAAGGAGAGCUCACAAAUACAUCAGUUACAAUUGUAGCUACAGUUGCAGUAAUAAUUAGUGCAGUUGCAGCUGUUUCAUACAUUUUUUUAAGAAUUCAUAAAAAUCGCAACAAACAGCGAUCAGAAAGGGUUAUAACAACUAUGCCGGAACUGAAAUAGCAAAUUCAAAUCAACAAAUCUGUCUUUUCUAAGAGUUUCUACGAAGAAACACUCUAAAGUGCAUCUUUUACUUUAACAAUUUGUGGUAUAAGUUAUGUGUAAUAUUUAUUCUCCAUUAUAUGGAGCUUGUAGCCUGACUUACACCACAAAUCCAGUACCUACAUGUCUUCAAGAGAAAACUGGUUUUGUGCAAACACACAAUAAAUUUAUAUAUAAAUUGUUCCUAAAUUAAAGCACAGGCAGUGUGUAUUUUAUACAUUAUAGAAGAACAAAAAGAAUAUUUUUAUGUCUGGACACAUUCAUAUGAGAUAAAAGGCGAUUAUUGCAGAAGUUUGUGAAAUUUUCAUCAAAUUGCUUCACUCUCAGGGAGUUUUCACAGAACAAUAAAAAUUUGUGCUCUUAGAUAAUAUCAGAUAUCUUCCAUUACAUACUGAGUUACUGAUACACUCAAUAUUCAAAUUAUGAUAAAAGUAAUGCUUUUUAUCCUACCUUUGCUCGACUAAAUUGAAGUUUUUUAAUCUGGCUGAGACAGUUCUUCAGCAUUAAAUAUGAAAGCUUUAAAAAGAAUUGAAAGCAAAAAGCACAAAUUAAUUUCUCUAAAAUUUAGAGCAAGACUGUUUUGUCCUGAGCACAAAUUAAUAUGGCAAACAAAUACUUCUCUAAACAACAGACAUAAGGCUCAACCUCUAUGACAGAUUAAUUCUGUGCACCCAGGUACAUUGGCUUCUGCUAAAUGUUCAUUGGCUACUGCUAACCCAGUGCCUCAGUUCUCUUCCUGAAAACUCUGACCACAUAUGCAUAAAAUCAAGUUAUAAUCUCAAUUUGCUGGGUGCUUCAGUCUCUCAGGAAGGUUCACUCAAGUGCACACUUAAUGACAUAAUGGAAUAUUCAUUGAGAAACUCUGACAUAAACAUUUGUUUCUCCAAAAUAUUGUAUACCUUAAGGAAACUGUAUACUUGUGCCAUAACUUAGCCAAUUUUCAAAUACAGAAUUACAGUAUAUAAGUGAAAAACCAGUUUUAUAUUGCAAAACAUAUAAAAAUUUCAUCAAAUACUUAAAUAAAAUUGGUGAUUCUGC
Schistocerca gregaria is the source of this 9690-nucleotide messenger RNA. RefSeq names its product mucin-2-like. The record is from RefSeq and is a predicted model, not a curated record. NCBI's taxonomy places the organism in Eukaryota, Metazoa, Arthropoda, Insecta, Orthoptera, Acrididae. Bases 91 to 8613 code for a protein of 2840 amino acids. The transcript has 9 exons.